Molecule: messenger RNA, 2275 nt
Organism: Limulus polyphemus (Atlantic horseshoe crab)
Lineage: Eukaryota; Metazoa; Arthropoda; Merostomata; Xiphosura; Limulidae
Product: excitatory amino acid transporter-like
Exons: 12
Coding region: 501-2150 (549 amino acids)
Biological process (GO): L-glutamate transmembrane transport
Cellular component (GO): plasma membrane
Molecular function (GO): glutamate:sodium symporter activity; L-glutamate transmembrane transporter activity; neutral L-amino acid transmembrane transporter activity
Source: RefSeq, a predicted model, not a curated record
UUUCUAACAAUUUAAAUAUUGUUUGUUUAAUUUUAGGUACAAAGUUGCACAAUGAGAUGUCUGUACAGAGCCUAUAAAAAUUAUCGAACCCCACAUUUUCGCGUUCUAAGACCUCAAGUUUAGAGCUGAGCAGCCAGGAAGUCCAGCAGUGUACAAGAAAACGUAGAACAUGGUUGCCUGGUAACACUUCUAUAGAACUCUGGAGAGAUGUUCAGUGAAAAGUUGGGCGGAAAUUAGCUGCAAGUACAACACGUUGAAGAGAAAGGUUAUGCUUGACGUCAUUAUAAUAGCUAGAUCGGAAGUAGGCAGACCACUUGAAGACUUACUAGAAGUACCAGAAAUAGAAAUGGAUUGUCCAAGACGCCUUGUAGUUCAGAACAACAACAACAAUACUUUUUCACGAGUUCUGUCGAUAGAGAUGGCCAAGGAAGACGCAAUGUUGUAAAGUGGCUAAUUAAGAAUAACUGAAGACAUCUUCACCAUUCGGGAUACUUGUCAUCAUGGCGGAACAAAGCUUCCCUGAAAUUAACGCAAAGACUCCCAUGCUACAUGACUCAACAAAUGUGAUCCGCAUGACUGAGCCAUCUAAUAGUUGUGGUAAAAAGUUUUUGGAAUGGAUCAAGACGAACUUACUAUUAGUUUUAACGAUACUUGGUGUAUUUUUGGGCGUUUUGCUUGGUUUUCUGGCAAGAUUCGGUAAUUAUGGAGAAGAAGCGAUCAUGCUGGUUUCCUUUCCUGGUGAUAUUCUGAUGAGGAUGUUAAAGAUGUUGAUUUUGCCGCUAAUAAUUUCUUCCAUGAUAUCAGGACUUGCUCAGCUAGAUGCUAAGUCAAGUGGACGGAUGGGCUCUAGGGCUUUGGUUUACUAUUUUGCUACAACCAUGCUAGCUGCUGUGCUUGGAAUUACUCUAGUUUCAGCAAUUCACCCUGGUGAUCCGUCUAUCAAAGAAGGGGUUGAAACAGAUUCCGAAGAUAAGAAUGUCUAUACCCUGGACGCUUUCUUGGACCUCAUAAGAAACAUGUUUCCCGAGAAUCUUCUUCAGGCCUGUUUCCAACAAGUUGAAACAACAUACACUAAAGUGAAAGCCAAACCAAGCAUUGGCCGAACUGGAACGAACUUGACCAACCAGACAGAGUUUGAAAACGUCACACAGUACAUCCAGAAGAGAGGUUUCGUUUACAAAGAUGGGACUAAUGUACUUGGAUUAAUCAUAUUUUGCAUCGCUUUCGGUGUCAUCUGUAGUCAACUUGGUGAAGAAGGCGAAAUGAUGGUGAAUUUUUUCGUAAUUUUAAACGACAUAAUAAUGAAGAUUGUCGUCCUGGUAAUGUGGUACUCACCAUUCGGUAUAAUGUCCCUGAUAAUCGGAAAAAUAAUGGAUAUAAAAGAUUUAGCUCGAACCGCGCAACAGCUGGGAUUGUACAUGUUGACUGUAAUCACUGGCCUCAUCAUUCAUGCUGGACUUACUCUACCGCUUCUCUACUUUGCCAUCACCAGAAAGAACCCCUUGACUUUCGUGAAGGGGAUGCUACAGGCGUGGAUCACUGCUCUAGGAACUGCCUCAAGCGCUGCUACUCUGCCAGUCACUUUUCGAUGCCUGGAAGAAAAUAAUCACAUUGACAAACGAGUCACGCGGUUUGUACUACCAGUGGGCGCCACGGUCAAUAUGGACGGUACAGCUCUAUACGAGGCAGUAGCAGCAAUAUUUAUAGCUCAGAUGAAUGGAAUAGAAUUGGCAGCUGGACAAGUCAUUGCAGUAAGUUUGACGGCUACAGCCGCCAGCAUAGGAGCAGCAAGUGUCCCAAGUGCUGGUCUGGUGACCAUGCUGUUGGUGUUGUCAGCUGUUGGAUUGCCAACUAAAGAUAUAACCAUGAUUGUCGCUGUUGACUGGUUACUAGACCGCCUCCGAACUUCCAUCAAUGUUCUUGGAGAUGCCUUUGGUGCCGGAAUAGUCCAUCAUCUAUCCAAAGCUGAGUUGGACAAAAUCGAUGCUGAACACGCUCGGAUAGAAAUGGAAAUGGCAGAGAGAAGGUUAUCUGGUACCGCUAGGAGGAGUAUCGUUCGCCACAGAAGUUUGGAGAAAGCUAACAGCAAAACGGAUAAUCCAGGUGGCAGCACAAGCGAAUGUGUAGAGAACAAUGAAACUCAGAUUUAAAGAUGUUAAAUGAGAAAUAAUAUUAUCCAACAAUUUAAACUAUCAAGAAAGAAAUUAGUUUUUAAAUUAGCUAAGUAUGAAAUUUUGAGCGUCCUCACUCCCAUGCAUUAAAACUUUCCAAUAGA